GGUGGAGCUCCGGCUCUGCUUGCAGCUCAGUGACAGCAGAGGCCUAGAGGAGCAGCUGCCGCUCGGGCUCGAGGUCCCCAGUUUCGCCUGCCGACGAUGGAGGAGGCCGACCCCGGAGCGGCCAACGUGCCCCUGUUCCAGCAGGAAAGCGUGGGAGGGGUGACCUACCGGAUCCCGGCCCUGCUGUACAUCCCACCCUCCCGCACGCUGCUGGCCUUCGCCGAGAAACGCUCCUCCGCCAAGGACGAAGACGCCCUGCACCUGGUGCUCAGACGCGGACUGCGGGACGGACUCUCCGUCCAGUGGGGCCCCGCGGAGCCGUUGACGACGGCCCGGCUGCCCGGCUACCGCACGAUGAACCCGUGCCCCGUGCGGGAGUGGAAGAGCGGCGAGCUGUUCCUCUUCUUCCUGUGCGUGCGGGACCACGUCAGCGAGCGGCGGCAGAUCCUGUCGGGCCGCAGCGCCGCCCGCAUCUGCCUCGUGUCCAGCUCGGACGACGGGCGCCACUGGGGGCCGCCGACGGACGUGACCCGGGAGGCCCUGGGCCCGGACUCCCGGCGCUGGGCCACCUUCGCCGUGGGGCCGGGCCACGGGGUGCAGCUGCAGGACGGGCGGCUGGUGGUGCCGGCCUACGCCUACGGCCGACGGCCCCGCUGCCCCUGCCUGCCCCUGCCCCUGCCCCCGGCCCCGCCCUGCCGCCCCCGGCCCCACGCCUUCGUGCUCUACAGCAUCGACCUGGGCGCCACGUGGCGUCACGGGGCCCCCGUCCUGGCGGCGGACACGGGCGAGUGCGAGGUGGCGGAGGUGGCGGCCGGGGGGACGUCCGGCGGGCCCGUCGUGCUCUACUGCAACGCCCGCACGGGCGCCGGGUGGCGGGCGGAGGCGUUCAGCCCCGACGGCGGGGAGCGCUUCCGCCCGCCGGUCCUGUCCCGCCAGCUGCGGGAGCCCCCGCGGGGCUGCCAGGGCAGCGUGGUCAGCUUCCACCCCGGGCCGGCGGACGGGGCGGCCGACGGGGCGGCGGCCGCGGCGACGCCGAGGCCCCCCGGGGGGACCUGGCUCGUCUUCUCCCACCCGACGGGCCGGAAGCGGAGGGUGGACCUGGGCGUCCGCCUCAACCGCGCCCCGCUGGAGGCCGGGCCCUGGUCCCGCCCCUGGGUCCUCCACCGGGGGCCCAGCGGCUACUCGGACCUGGCCGUCCUGGAGGACGGGGCCGGGGAGGAGGGAGGGGUCUUCGGCUGCCUGUUCGAGCGCGGGGUCAAGCGGGAGUGCGAGCAGAUCGCCUUCCGGCUCUUCACCGGCCGGCAGCUCCUGGACCGCGUCCGGCCCGAAGAAGACUAGACGGGAGCCCGGCCGG
This is a messenger RNA of Ornithorhynchus anatinus (platypus), 1354 nucleotides long. It is a transcript of the gene NEU3, whose product is annotated as neuraminidase 3. The record is from RefSeq and is a predicted model, not a curated record. Lineage: Eukaryota; Metazoa; Chordata; Mammalia; Monotremata; Ornithorhynchidae. Gene Ontology annotation, biological process: oligosaccharide catabolic process; ganglioside catabolic process. The transcript has 3 exons. Bases 97 to 1338 code for a protein of 413 amino acids. Gene Ontology annotation, molecular function: exo-alpha-sialidase activity. Gene Ontology annotation, cellular component: membrane; lysosome; cytoplasm.